UCCAUUUUGUGGCGCUCUUGGGGAGGCUGCGUGUUAGUUGUGACUCCGCCGUCGGUGAGGAAGGGUCGAGCUUUGAGCUCUGUUCCCCCCGUCUCGUCUUGAGGUUUCGGCGAAAGUCAUCAAAAACGGAAGGUCGAAAGAGCAGGGACUGAAAUCCAUUAGGAGAGAGGCGUCCUCUUAAGUCUCGGUGCCUUUUGCAGCUGGUGGUCCAUCUGGAGCGGCAUCAUGAGUGGCUGUCGGGUAUUUAUCGGAAGGCUGAAUCCUGCCGCCCGGGAGAAGGACGUGGAGAGGUUUUUCAAGGGAUACGGACGGAUCCGGGACAUUGAUCUGAAAAGAGGAUUUGGCUUUGUGGAGUUUGAAGAUCCAAGGGAUGCUGAUGAUGCAGUCUAUGAACUGGAUGGAAAAGAACUCUGCAGUGAAAGGGUUACAAUUGAACAUGCAAGGGCUCGCUCCAGAGGUGGAAGAGGCAGAGGAGGCCGGUACUCUGAUCGUUUCAGUAGUCGUCGCCCACGCAAUGACAGAAGAAAUGCUCCUCCUGUCAGGACAGAAAAUCGCCUCAUUGUAGAAAAUUUGUCAUCCAGAGUCAGUUGGCAGGAUCUCAAAGACUUCAUGAGACAGGCUGGGGAAGUAACCUUUGCGGAUGCACACAGGCCUAAAUUAAAUGAAGGGGUGGUUGAGUUUGCCUCUUACAGUGAUCUCAAGAAUGCUAUUGAAAAGCUUUCUGGCAAAGAGAUAAAUGGAAGAAAAAUCAAACUGAUUGAAGGCAGCAAAAGACAUAGUAGGUCCAGGAGCAGGUCUCGGUCCCGCAGCAGGAGCUCAUCAAGGUCUCGCAGCCGAUCUCGCUCCAGAAGCCGCAAGUCUUAUACACGGUCCCGCAGCAGGAGCCGUAGCAAGUCCCGUUCAGUUAGUAGAUCUCCUGCUCCUGAAAAGAGCCAGAAACGCGCGUCUUCGAGUCGAUCAAAGUCUCCGGCUUCUGUCGAUCGCCAGAGGUCACGCUCAAGAUCGCGAUCAGUUGAUAGCGGCAACUGAAUUCAAAACAGUUAGCUGUUGGGGACUUUUUAAAUCAUACUUGCUAAUAGUUUUGGUAAGUAUGUGACUCCUGGGAAAGAGACCGAGUGGGUGUGGGGAGGGGGAGGAUUAACAGCUUUGUAUAUGUGGACCACCGAGAGGUUACUGAACUUAUUGUAUUGUCUUUUUGAUAAUCUUUUUCCUGCUCACUUCAUUGACUCAGAAGUGCAUAGCUUUAUGUAUAUUGCUAGAGCUCUUUGGAGAAACUUAAUAUUUUUUUUUGUAAUUAAGGGGAGUAUGCCUUUUGAAAACACGCUCUCAGUGUAUUCUCGUAAAUGCUAUUUUGGGGUAUAAAGUGUUAAAAAUUGGCAUAGAGCUCUUACACCCGCUGUAAAUAAAGCUUUUAUUUCAGAUUUUUAGUGCUUCAAGCAAUAUGUCUGCUUUCCUGUCCUGAUCUUAUUGGUCAAGAUGGAUAAUAAAAAAUACUCCAAAAA
Anolis sagrei ordinatus is the source of this 1502-nucleotide messenger RNA. It is a transcript of the gene SRSF5, whose product is annotated as serine and arginine rich splicing factor 5. Gene Ontology annotation, molecular function: mRNA binding. The record is from RefSeq and is a predicted model, not a curated record. Lineage: Eukaryota; Metazoa; Chordata; Lepidosauria; Squamata; Anolidae. Gene Ontology annotation, cellular component: nucleus; cytoplasm.